Entelurus aequoreus (snake pipefish) is the source of this 6303-nucleotide messenger RNA. RefSeq names its product adenylate cyclase 9 (gene adcy9a). Gene Ontology annotation, molecular function: adenylate cyclase activity. The record is from RefSeq and is a predicted model, not a curated record. The transcript is spliced from 11 exons. The coding region runs from base 1713 to 5996 and encodes 1427 amino acids. Lineage: Eukaryota; Metazoa; Chordata; Actinopteri; Syngnathiformes; Syngnathidae. Gene Ontology annotation, biological process: intracellular signal transduction; adenylate cyclase-activating G protein-coupled receptor signaling pathway; cyclic nucleotide biosynthetic process.
CGGGGUCUGACCAUCCAGCACCGCCACAACAGCCGGGGGAGGAUUUCCAAACCCGUCGUAGCGAAGAUGGUGGCAAACCCAGGCGUGCGGAUGUUCCGUUCGCCCGGAUAACAGUGCGGUGCCGCCGCCGUAAGACCUCCCCGGAGAGGACGGGGGGAAAAAGCCAGCCUUCGCGAGAUAAAAGGCGGACGGAAGAGGAGACACACGCAUGCCAGAAGACACCAGAACCUUCCAGAACCGGAGCGGUGAUAAGAAGUCUUGCUUUUGGAUCUUUUUAACCAAGGAUAUAAGCGUUUCUCUAUUUUUUCCCCCCUUCGCCCAGGAAGGGAAAGCAAAGGGAGGAAGCAGAGCUCCAAAUAACCACACUGGGUCUCCAAGCGCAGGAAAUACGGCCUGGGGAAAAAAAAAAAAAGUUUGGGAUUUUUUUUUUUUUCAAACAAAAUGGGUGCUACGUUUGACGUUGUGCACGACUAGAUUGCAAAGUAGUUCAUUUCCCCCCCCCCCCCCACUUCCACGCGUUGCUGGAAUGCGAGCGCCUUAUAGCGUAUUAAGUGUUGUCAUGUUAAAUGCGGCGUUGUGCAAAUACUUUUAAUCAUCACUAUUUAUAGCGCAGCCUCCACCCGGGCUGUGCCUCCUAUCUCGCAUGUUUUGCUAACUGCGCGCAACAAGUUGCAGACACUCCCAGCCCAGGCAAAGCGACGCUAAUUUGGUAUUUUCGAAGCUUCUCUUUUUCCGAUUACGCUCUCGGAAUAGCACGCACCCCUCCCCGGUCCUCUUUGGACUGCAGAGGUGGGGGGGUUCAACGCCAGAGAUCCGGAGAGGGACUUCAGGAAAGGACGGGGCUGGAUCCGUGGGAAUAGGCCUGCCAGGGCCUCGUAUGUACGGGCUGGAUUCAGGUCUUGGACUACUAGACCCUGGAAGAUUAGAGGCUAAAGGUGGAAGGAGAGAAUGCAUGGACAUCCAAGUGUUCAGCACGCUGCAUGAGAAGGAAUGCACAAAGUGACCCAUCCACAUGAAUAUUUUAGUAGGCUGGAUUUAUAAUUGUUCUAUUUUCUAUUGAUAGAGCUGCAACAAUGGGGGUGUUUUUAAAAGUGCCAUUUGUUUAAGUUUUGCACACCAACUGUUGACAGCCCACAUCUGGAUGUGCUCACGCAAUGCAGCCUUGGACCUGACCGCUGCUUGACACGUAAUGGACGACCGUACAAAUCUCUGGAUUUUCUUUGGCUGCCUGAUUUUGUGACAUCCACGACAGGCCAUUUCCAGUUGUGUGACGUCUGGGGUGAGGAACACUGGCAUCACCAGCAAGUCACUUCCCAGAAGGAUGUUCGAUGCCGUAGGCAGGCAGAGCAGUGACAUUAGUCUUGCUGGUGAGAAACUCUGGUUUAAAUCCAGAUGCUUUUUUGCAGAGUGAUGCAUGUAAUGUGAGUGGUGACGCAAAUCCAGAGUCUCAUCAUGAGCAGCUCACUAAACUGGAACGGUGUGUCUGGUGUGCGUGAGUGUUCCAGCUACCUCGUGCGUAACAAAGACGUCUGCGUCUCGUGCGCUGUACUAUCAGUGUGAUUAUUCCCGCAAACGCUUGGCUCCCAUCCAUCCACCUCGGUGGUGCCACAUGUGAACACGCGGCGCCCACGCACCACAUCUAAUUGCCCGAGCGCCAUCAGAAGCUAUUAAUAUUUAACUUCGCUCUCACACCCCUCCUCUGCAGCGUCUAUAUGGCCACGCUGCAAGAUCACCGGCAGCUUCUCAUGCACGGCACAGAGGUGAGCUGCAAUUCCAGCGGGGAUGGUGCUGUGACUGUGCAGAUUGCCAACAGCAUGCGGCAUGAGCCGGCCAGGGCCGGCGUCGGGGGAGGGACUAAAGGCUGCGAGGAUGGGAGUAAAGUGAACCUUAACCUCCACAAAUACAGUAUUUCCUCCAGCUGCAGCUCUGCAGACUCCAGACUUGGUAUGACCUCCACAACAAGGGUCCACAGGAAGGCGCCACCACUUUUUGAACGCUCCGCUGCACAGUGCUGGGACCCCAAGUUUGACUCCCCCAUCCUGGAGGAGGCGUGCCAGGAGAGGUGCUUUCCUCAGACUCAGCGGCGCUUUCGAUAUGUCCUGUUCUACCUGGCGGUGGCAGCUGUGCUUUGGGCAGUGUACUUUGGUAUCAAUAGUGACCGCUGCCAACCAAUGAAUUUCUUAGCCCCCACGGCCUUCUUUUUGGUCCUUUUAGCACUCCUCUUCUUGUUCACCUUAACCCGCUACUACUCACAGCUGUACAACCAAACCUCCUUGUUCCUGAUCGCGGUCACCUUCGCCAUCACAUUGGCCCCCCAGAUACAGACUGCAGGCUUCACUGAGUUGGAGUGGGCUCACCUUGUAAAUGCAUCCUACCACUUUUCAGGCGCACCCCCGUCGCCUUGCAUCUCCCCAGUGGCAACUUUUUCUCUCUGCAUUGAGGUCCUUUUAUUGUUAUACAGUGUCCUCCAUGUGCGUCUAUAUGCCUCAGUGAUGCUGGGCUUUUUAUACUCGAUAUUAUUUGAGGCAUUAGGGUGGCUACCGUUGCUUCACAGAAGCCAUGAUUCGACUGAAUGGGGGACAGAUUUGGGGAGCUCCAGCUGGGAAAGGGACACCCUCCAGUGGCUCGGUCCAGCCAAAGCGCUGCUCCACUUGUGUGCCCACGUCAUCGGCAUCCACUUGUUCAUCAUGUCAGAGGUGCGUUCCCGCAGCACUUUCCUCAAAGUGGGGCAGGCCAUCAUGCAUGGCAAGGACUUGGAGGUAGAGAAGGCCCUGAAAGAGCGUAUGAUCCACUCGGUCAUGCCUCGACGUGUUGCAGACGAGCUUAUGAAGCAGGGUGACGACGAGGGCGUAGGGAGUGACAACUGUAGCAAGCGAUAUUCUUCUGGUGCAUGUUCUGCCUCAGCUGUCUCUGUGGGCGGUGGAGGAGGUGUUUGUAGAGCUUCGCCAUCCCAAAGUGCCACCAGUCCCAAGAACCACCCUUAUAACAACCACAAACGCAAGAAGACCUCCAUCCCACGGGGCCAGAUAAUAUUUCGACCUUUCAACAUGAAACGUAUGGAACCUGUUAGCAUCCUCUUUGCCGACAUUGUGGGCUUCACCAAAAUGUCAGCCAAUAAGUCAGCACCAGCCUUGGUCGGUCUUCUAAAUGAUCUCUUUGGACGCUUUGACCGUCUCUGUGAACUGACCUGUUGUGAGAAGAUCAGCACACUGGGUGAUUGUUAUUACUGUGUAGCAGGCUGCCCUGAGCCCAGACCGGACCAUGCCUACUGCUGCGUGGAAAUGGGUCUAGGCAUGAUCCAGGCCAUCGAACAGUUCUGCCAGGAGACAUGUGAGACCGUCAGCAUGCGCGUUGGUGUCCACACUGGCACCGUGCUGUGCGGUAUUCUAGGAAUGAAGCGCUUCAAGUUUGAUGUUUGGUCAAAUGAUGUCAAUCUGGCCAACUUGAUGGAGCAGCUAGGCGUGGCGGGCAAGGUCCACCUGUCAGAAGCCACCGCUCAAUUCCUGGAUGACCGUUACCAGCGGGAGGAUGGCCGAGUGCUGCAGAGAGCCGGCGAGAGUGUGGUGGAGAAGCUGAAGGGGUUAAAAACCUACCUGAUCUCAGGACGGAAAUGGGGCCACGACACACAGUGUGGCUGUUCUCAACUGGGAGGUGACUUUGUAGGGAUGCCCUCCUGUACUCCGAGCCAUACCCCGGACAUCAUCCUUGGGGGAGGCCAAGCUGCUGAGCCUUUGCUGCCCAACCAACCACCAGAUAGGACUGGGCCUCCUUUUGCGUCCCGCAGUGAGGUCAUGGCUUCAGCGACAGAGCAGGGCGAUGAGGUGGCAGUGCUAAACGGCUGCCAGGAUGAGCACAAGACGAGCAGUGCCAAGUUCCUUCCCAGUAAUCCCCUCAGGAUGGCCAACGGUCUCCUCUCCCCCCCACUGGAGGACGCAGUGCGGGCAAGCCAGAGCUCUCUGUGUGACAUGCUACAGGAGAAAGAGAAGAAGACGAGCACCAGCACAAUGACCGGCACCAGUAUGGGCAUGGCUGUUGGCACCGGACCAGCGGGUACUGGCAUGGAACACUCCGCCCUUAUUCAGUUGCGUGCAAAGAACUUUCGAGAAAAGAGUGACGCUCACUUUGUGGAUGUAAUCAGAGAGGACAGUCUGAUGAAGGAUUAUUUUUUCAAACCACCCAUCAACAAGAUCAGCCUCACCUUCUUAGAGAGACCUUUGGAAAAAGCCUAUCGCAGCAGCUACAAAGAUGAGGUGAAAAACCAGGUUCAGGAGCAGACCUUUGCAAGCUGCACAUUCAGCUCCUUCCUUGAUGUUCUGCUCAGCUGUUUUGUCUUCUUGGCCCUAACCCUGGCAUGUUUCCUCCCCCCACUGGUGAGCUCAGCCACUGUGGGCCCUCCAGCUUCUGCAGCACUGGCUGUGGCUCCUCUGGCUGGUUUGUUGGAGUUGGCCUCCUUGGUGCUCUCAAUACGCAUGGCCUUCUAUUUGGAGGAAGUGAUGAACUGUACCCGCUCUCUACUCCUGGUGGUAUCCGGCUGGGUGGCUCGUCAUGUGAUCGGGGCCGUGUUGGUCUCCUUACCAGCCAUCUCGGUCUUGUCCCACCUUACGUUCGGUGUCCAGCUACCUCUUCAGCUGACUAUGUUCUUGUGUUGUGCCACCAUCCUUGCCAUCAUUCAGUACUGUAACUUCUGCCAGCUAAGUUUUUGGAUGCGCUCAGUGCUGGCCACUGCUACUGGGGUCACCUUGUUGCUAUUGCUUCACCGCACCUUGCACAGCUCAAGUAAUAACAGCUUGCCAGUUCAUGGAUUGAACAUCUCCACAUUAAGUGGGGACGGUUCACCCGGCGCUGAUGUUCCUCCGCGACCUCACGAUCUUCUGGUGCCAGAGGCAGUCCUUGCCUUCUUUCUGCUUCUUCUCCUGGUCUGGUUUCUCAACCGCGAGUUUGAGGUCAGCUACCGUCUACAUUACCAUGGCAACGUGGAGGCUGACAAGCACCGCUCCAACAUCCAGACGAUGCGGGACCAAGCGGAGUGGUUACUGGGCAACAUAAUCCCCAUCCAUGUUGCUGACCAACUCAAGGUGACACAGAGCUACUCCAAAAACCACGACAGCGUGGGCGUGAUCUUCGCCAGUAUUGUAAACUUCAGUGAGUUCUAUGAAGAGAGCUACGAGGGAGGCAAAGAAUGCUACCGGGUCCUCAAUGAGCUCAUCGGUGACUUCGAUGAGCUCCUACGAAAACCCGAAUUCAAAAGCGUGGAAAAAAUCAAGACAAUCGGCGCCACCUACAUGGCGGCAUCUGGGCUGAACGUUCGGCAGUUGGCGGAGAACGAAGAGGACUCUCCGCAUGCUCACCUGAGGGCGCUGUUCAACUUCGCCCUGGAGAUGAUGGGCGUGCUGGACGACUUCAACAAGAACAUGCUGGGCUUUGGUUUCAAGCUCCGCAUCGGAUUCAACCACGGGCCGCUGACGGCCGGGGUGAUUGGCACCACUAAGCUGCUCUACGACAUCUGGGGGGACACGGUCAACAUUGCCAGCCGCAUGGACUCCACGGGCGUGGAGUGUCGGGUGCAGGUGAGCGAAGAAAGCCACGCUGUGCUCAGCGCCAUGGGCUUGAAGUUUGAUUAUAGAGGUACUGUGAAUGUGAAGGGCAAAGGCCAAAUGAGGACCUUUCUGUAUCCUAAAAAUGGGGAAUGUAUGUGCCAAGAUCAAACGGAGGGGAACGCCAGAGUCGGAACACCUUCAUCUCCAUCCACAGUCCCUCCUCAUCUACAGAGUGCAGUGAGGCCCAAGAUAGUCGCAGCUCCAUCCACAGAGGCCAGGAAAGAAGGAUAUAGGGACGCUGGGCAGUACUCCACCAAAGACUAUCACUUCCCUUCCACCUCCUCGGAUAUUGUGUCACUACCCAGAGGUGCACAGUCCCCUGCACUUGAAGAGAACAAUAUGGAGGAGGAGGCUGAUGAGCUGACGACAUUCAAUGAGGAAUUCUAUGCCCGUCUCUGAUCAAACCUGACCUCUGUACCCCCUCCUGCUUACCUGAGCUGCUAACACUCCAGAGCAGGAUGUCGCCUCCUCUUGGCAAGUUUUGACGAGGAAUAUGGUUGAGGUCGAAGAGGAAAAAAAAACCUCAACGCUACUGGCGUGGUUUAUUGGAAUGAAGUGUUGCAAUGGGCGGAGCCUGUGUUGAACACAGGAGUAAAGAAGGAAGCAAGGGGGAAGGUGUUCAUGUUUUGUAUUAUUCACUUUGUUAUUAAGUGCCUUCAGGACUAGAACAGAACAAAUAUGAAUACCGAACAAAGUUUGAGCAAUC